AUGAGUAUAUUACUCAAUGUAUGUCUUUGGCAUGAAAUCCAACAUCCUAACGUCGCACAACCUGACGUUUCCGCCGCCGGCCAGAGAAAGAGACAAACACACGCUCUGACACACACCCCGAUUCUUCAACAACACACGCACAAACAUCCCCGUUACCGCCUUUGUCUUUGCCUUUUCACUUUCCUCUCUCCAAAUUCUAAAACCCUCCUUCUUUCUCUCUCUCUAAAAACCAAAACCCCCCCUCCAUUGAUUCCGCAAAACAACAAACAAACCCCGUUUAAAUUCCUUCAACAUUCCUGCAAAUCGUCCCAAGAAUCUACUUCAUCAAAUCUCUGUGUCAUUUUCACUCCUCAUAAGAUGAUGAACAUGAACAGACCUCCUAAUGAAGAUUUCUCGCUCAAAGAAACGAAACCCCACCUUGGUGGAAGUAAGGUCACCGGAGAUAAGCUCACAAGCACCUACGACCUCGUCGAACAAAUGCAAUACUUAUACGUUCGUGUCGUUAAAGCCAAAGAUUUACCCACAAAAGAUGUCACCGGAAGCUGUGACCCAUACGUCGAGGUUCGAAUGGGGAACUACAAAGGAACAACUCGUCAUUUCGAGAAGAAAACCAAUCCGGAAUGGAACCAGGUGUUCUCCUUUUCCAAAGAUCGAAUUCAAGCCACAAUGCUCGAAGUCACAGUAAAAGAUAAAGAUCUUAUGAAAGACGAUAUCAUGGGUGGAGUUCUAUUCGAUCUUAACGAGGUUCCCAAACGAGUCCCACCAGAUUCUCCUCUUGCUCCACAGUGGUAUCGAUUAUCCGAUCGAAAAGGAGACAAACUGAAAGGCGAGUUAAUGUUAGCAGUCUGGUGGGGUACGCAAGCCGAUGAAGCGUUCCCGGAAGCCUGGCAUUCCGACGCCGCUGCCGUUAGCGCCGAUGGUCUCGCUAGUAUCCGGUCAAAGGUUUAUCUUUCCCCGAAACUUUGGUAUCUUAGAGUGAAUGUGAUCGAAGCUCAAGAUUUGAUCCCAAACGAUCGUACCAGAUUUCCCGAAGUUUACGUAAAAGCCGUCCUCGGAAACCAGGCUUUAAGAACCAGAAUCUCAACGAGCAAGACGAUAAACCCAUUAUGGAAUGAAGAUUUAAUGUUCGUAGCUGCUGAACCAUUUGAAGAGCCAUUGAUUUUGAGUGUAGAAGACAGAGUCGCGCCUAACAAAGACGAAGUCCUCGGAAGAUGUGCAAUCCCAUUACAGUAUGUUGACCGGAGGUUAGACCAUAAAGCGAUCAACACCCGGUGGUUUAAUCUCGAAAAACAUGUCAUCAUCGAAGGUGAAAAAAAGAAGGAAGUCAAAUUCGCUAGCAGGAUUCACAUGCGUGUCUGUUUGGAAGGUGGGUAUCAUGUUCUUGACGAAUCCACACAUUACAGUUCUGAUCUUAGACCCACUGCUAAACAGCUAUGGAAGAACAGCAUCGGAGUUCUUGAAGUUGGAAUCUUGAGCGCUAAUGGAUUAUCACCAAUGAAAACAAAAGACGGACGUGCAACAACUGACGCAUAUUGUGUGGCUAAAUAUGGAACAAAAUGGGUAAGAACAAGAACCAUAAUCGACAGUUUUGUUCCCAAAUGGAAUGAACAGUAUACAUGGGAAGUUUUCGAUCCAUGUACUGUGAUAACCAUUGGAGUUUUCGAUAACUGCCACCUCCAAGGCGGAGGAGACAAGGCGGCAGGUGGUGGUGGUAACCGGGAUUCUCGAAUCGGAAAGGUCAGGAUCCGUUUAUCAACACUUGAAACGGAUCGGGUUUACACCCAUUCGUAUCCGCUUCUUGUUUUACACCCAUCUGGAGUGAAAAAAAUGGGGGAGAUCCAUUUAGCUGUUCGAUUCACAUGUUCUUCUUUACUGAACAUGAUGCAUAUGUAUUCACAACCACUUUUACCCAAAAUGCAUUACAUUCAUCCAUUAACAGUUGCUCAGUUGGAAAGCUUGCGACACCAGGCGACCCAGAUUGUUUCCAUGCGGCUGAGCAGGGCUGAGCCGCCGUUGAGGAAGGAGAUAGUGGAGUACAUGCUGGAUGUCGGUUCUCACAUGUGGAGUAUGAGACGAAGCAAAGCUAAUUUCUUAAGAAUGAUGGGGGUUUUAGGUGGACUGAUUGCAAUCGGGAAAUGGUUCGAUCAGAUUUGUAAUUGGAAAAACCCAAUCACCACUGUUCUUAUCCAUUUUCUUUUCUUGAUUCUCGUGUUAUACCCUGAACUGAUUUUACCCACUAUUUUUCUCUACCUUUUUCUAAUUGGACUUUGGUAUUACCGAUGGAGACCUAGAAACCCACCUCACAUGGACACCCGACUUUCAUGUGCUGAUAAUCUUCAUCCCGAUGAACUUGAUGAAGAAUUUGAUACGUUCCCAACUUCACGACAACCAGAUAUCGUGAGGAUGAGAUAUGAUCGGCUUAGAAGCAUUGCUGGAAGGAUGCAGACAGUGGUUGGAGAUUUAGCGACACAAGGAGAAAGGUUUCAGUCGCUGAUUAGUUGGAGAGACCCAAGAGCUACUUCACUGUUUGUGAUAUUCUGUUUGAUUGCUGCUGUUGUUCUUUACGUGACGCCUUUUCAAGUUGUUGCAAUUUUUGCUGGGUUUUAUGUUUUGCGACACCCGAGGUUUCGUCGCAGGUUGCCUUCUGUGCCCCUUAACUUCUUUAGAAGGUUACCUGCCAGAACUGACUGUAUGCUGUGAGCCAAAAGAUCCUGGAUUUUAUUGCCAAGAUUACCCCUUAUGUUAGUUUCUAGUGUUUUUUUUGUAAGUUGUGGAGUUUGAUCUGGAUCUAUCGAUGAUUUUGUCAUAUGUGUAUGAACUAUGAAGGA
Messenger RNA from Lactuca virosa, 2828 nucleotides. NCBI's taxonomy places the organism in Eukaryota, Viridiplantae, Streptophyta, Magnoliopsida, Asterales, Asteraceae. The record is from the annotation of a GenBank genome assembly.